GCGCCUGGCCGCGGAGAGUUUCCGCCAUUUUUGAAAAUUGGGAACGUCUGGGGCUAAGAGUAGCUACUGCCGUCGCGAUGGCAACCUUUGCUAUAGAACCCCAGGCGCCCACGUUGGGAUCUGAACCCAUGAUGCUUGGUUCACCCACAUCUCCAAAGCCAGGUGUGAAUGCUCAGUUUUUACCUGGAUUCCUAAUGGGGGAUUUACCAGCUCCAGUGACUCCACAACCUCGCUCAGUUAGUGGCUCUUCCGUGGGAGUGAUGGAAAUGAGGUCACCUUUACUGGCUGGUGGGUCACCACCACAACCAGUUGUACCAGCUCAUAAAGACAAAAGUGGAGCUCCACCAGUUAGAAGUAUAUAUGAUGACAUUUCUAGCCCAGGCCUUGGAUCGACACCUUUAACUUCAAGAAGACAGACAAACAUUUCAGUAAUGCAGAGUCCUCUUGGAGUUACAUCUACUACUCCUGGAUCAGGGCAGAGUGUGUUUAGUCCAGCAAAUAUUGGUCAACCAAGAAAGACAACGCUGUCUCCUGCCCAGUUGGAUCCUUUCUAUACUCAAGGAGAUUCUCUGACUUCAGAAGAUCACCUCGAUGACACUUGGGUGACUGUAUUUGGGUUUCCACAAGCAUCUGCUUCAUAUAUAUUGUUACAGUUUGCACAAUAUGGAAAUAUCUUAAAACAUGUGAUGUCUAACACAGGAAAUUGGAUGCAUAUUCGUUAUCAGUCUAAACUGCAGGCCCGGAAAGCAUUAAGCAAAGAUGGGAGAAUAUUUGGAGAAUCCAUCAUGAUUGGUGUAAAACCAUGUAUAGACAAAAGUGUUAUGGAAAACAGUGACAGAGGUGCUUUGUUGUCUUCGUCUCUAGCCUUUACACCACCAAUCAAAACCUUAGGUACACCAGUGCAGCCUGGAAGUACUCCUAGGAUUUCCACCAUGAGGCCUCUUGCUACAGCAUACAAAGCUUCUACUAGUGACUACCAGGUUAUUUCUGACAGACAAACGCCAAAAAAAGAUGAAAGUCUUGUAUCCAAAGCAAUGGAAUACAUGUUCGGUUGGUAGUAUGAUAGGAACUAAGAACUACCAAGGAGGAGGUUGCUACACUAAAAGCAGCUCCCCAAGCACCGCCAGUUUCCUUCGGUUAGUUGUAUAACCACUCAGGGCAGUUCUGGCUAGCUGUCUCAUACUUUUUCUAGAAGCCUUUUUCUGUAAGGAUACAGCCUGUCACUAACUCGCAUUUUAAAAGAUGCUUGAGAUACUUUUCAAAGGAAACUAAAAAUUCCUGUAGAUCGGAUUUUGUGCUCUCUGUGAUAGUGCAUGCUGACACACAAAAACCAGCAUCGAUUACUGUAAAUUAAAUGAUUGAACUUGUGGGAUGCUCUGUGGUCUUUGUGAGAAGAUGGGUGAAUUUCAUGAAGUUGCUUGUAUCAAGGCACAAUGAUUAUAAUUAGUUUGAAUUAUGGUCUUUUAGAUAGUAUUUAAUAUUUUAAUUAUCUUUGUAUAUGUCCUGUCUUGAAUUAUCAUCCUUUGGUG
Molecule: messenger RNA, 1529 nt
Organism: Fukomys damarensis (Damara mole-rat)
Lineage: Eukaryota; Metazoa; Chordata; Mammalia; Rodentia; Bathyergidae
Gene: Nup35
Product: nucleoporin 35
Exons: 9
Coding region: 78-1058 (326 amino acids)
Biological process (GO): NLS-bearing protein import into nucleus; regulation of DNA-templated transcription; nuclear pore organization
Cellular component (GO): nuclear membrane; nuclear pore central transport channel; nuclear pore nuclear basket
Molecular function (GO): structural constituent of nuclear pore; phospholipid binding; single-stranded DNA binding
Source: RefSeq, a predicted model, not a curated record